This is a messenger RNA of Aaosphaeria arxii CBS 175.79, 1098 nucleotides long. Its product is annotated as Allantoicase. Gene Ontology annotation, biological process: allantoin catabolic process. The transcript is spliced from 2 exons. Lineage: Eukaryota; Fungi; Ascomycota; Dothideomycetes; Pleosporales. Bases 1 to 1098 code for a protein of 365 amino acids. The record is from RefSeq and is a predicted model, not a curated record. Gene Ontology annotation, molecular function: allantoicase activity.
AUGGAAAUCCCUACCAUAUCCCCAGAGUAUAUCAAGGCGACAAUUACGGGAGCGGACAGCACAAAAGCCCGUGUCUUGUCCGCCGACGAGAUUGACCCAACCUUCAAGUCCCAAUACACAGACCUCAUCUCCGCCCCCCUAGGCUCCCGCAUCCUCUCCUUCAGCGACGAAUGGUUCGCCGCCGCCUCCAACCUCACCACCCCAACCCCUCCCAUCCGCCGACCAGGCGUCUUCACACACGCCGGCGCCUGGUACGACGGCUGGGAGACGCGCCGGCACAACACCGAGCCCGCCGACUGGGUCGUGUUCCGCCUCGGCGUCGCGAGCGGGAAGGUCAUCGGCGCGGAAAUCGACACUGCGUUCUUCAACGGCAACCACGCACCCGAGAUCGCCAUCGAGGGCACCUUCGCGAGCGACGACCAGGAGGACGAGGUCAAGAAGCCCGGGUACACGGGCUGGGAGACCAUCCUUAGCAAGCAGGAAUGCGGGCCCAGUCAGCGCCACGGCUGGAUCCUGAAUCAAUUGACGGAGAAGGCGUACACGCACGUCAGGCUGCUUAUGUAUCCUGAUGGCGGCAUCGCGCGGUUCAGGUUGUACGGAAAUGCGGUCCCUGUGUUCCCGCAGAGCAUCGACGAGGUGUUUGAGCUCAGUGCGACGGUCAAUGGCGGCGUUGCGACAUCCUGCUCUGACCAGCACUUCGGAACCAAGGAUAACCUAUUGCUUCCCGGUCGCGGAAAGGAUAUGGGCGAUGGGUGGGAGACGAAGCGUACGCGCGGUGUGCACAUUGACUGGACGAUUGUGAGGCUGGGCGCGAAGGGCGAGAUCGAUAACAUCGUCAUCGACACGGCGCAUUUCCGCGGUAACUUCCCGCAGAAGGUGCAGGUGUAUGCGGGAGAGUUCGAGAAGGACCCUGGACAUGAGGAUAAGGGAUGGGUGGAGGUUUUGUCGCCACAGAAGAGUGGACCGGAUAAGGAGCACGUGUACGGUCAGGAGGUGUUGACCGACGUGAAGGGCAAGAAGUAUACUCACGCUAAGUUGAUCAUCAUUCCUGACGGCGGAGUCAAACGAUUCAGGGUGUUUGGAAAGCGAGUCGUUUGA